Molecule: messenger RNA, 534 nt
Organism: Aspergillus oryzae RIB40
Lineage: Eukaryota; Fungi; Ascomycota; Eurotiomycetes; Eurotiales; Aspergillaceae
Exons: 2
Coding region: 1-534 (177 amino acids)
Source: RefSeq, a predicted model, not a curated record
AUGAGAUUGUCGACUUUUCAAAGCCUCAAGAACAGAGACAGCAGGGGGAUACGAUUCUCGUGUAUCUACCCUCGCGUCAUAUAUCCGUUGUUUAGCCGUAUCUGCAGAGUGUGGUGGACAAUAUUAUCACCUGAGCCUCUCCCCAUGACGCCAAUAUGUUCACCACCAUCACCUGAGGAAGAAGCCAUCAUCACUGUCAUACACGGCUUCCUUGCGGCAUUAAAUGCGAAGUCGUCGGCCGACUUCGAGAAGUACUGCAUCCGAGCAGGAGGAAUGUCACUUUGGCCACCGCCGCCUAUGGUACCCCGUUUCUGUACGAUUGGCGUCUUUGUGGAGCAGAUUGCAAACGUGCAGGAUGAAAUCGACGAGCGGAUCUGGGAUCCUGAGGUGAAGGUAUACGAAUUGGGUAAUAUGGCUGCAGUGUGGGCGCCGUUCAGAUCGAAGAUCAAUGGCGUUGUGAACCAUGUGGGUGUCGAACUUUUCGUGCUUCAUAAACUCAACGGAGAAUGGAAAGUGACUGGUAAACAAAAUUGA